This is a messenger RNA of Coregonus sp. 'balchen', 22729 nucleotides long. NCBI's taxonomy places the organism in Eukaryota, Metazoa, Chordata, Actinopteri, Salmoniformes, Salmonidae. The record is from the annotation of a GenBank genome assembly.
AUUGGCCCGAGCGCCAGUGGUGAGAUCACGCGUCCCCCCUCUGAACACGCCUCUAAGGACCGCCGCCUUGGAAACGAGGCGUGCCCAAAGCGCUCAUGGACCAACUCUCCGAUGCGAUUGGCUAAUGUAUCGGAUGACGCAUUCCCGUGCCAUCUCUCGAAGCUCAUACAGAAGGAUGCCUGCUCUCCAUUGGUCUCAGCCCGAAAGCUGUCUCUCAAGCGAGCAGGACCAUUUGGGAGCACUUGUGUGCAUGUAACUUAUUUAUUGUAUCAAUAAAAAUAUGCACACUGUAUAGGCUAAUCUAUACUCGGGCUCAAAUUCAUCUUCAGACAGAAACCGGCAUUUAAAGCAAGGACGAUCCGUUGCAAGCGAGGGCUGACACCGGCUAUUAACGGUAUCCAUUCAGGCGUCUUUGACACUUUCUGACACAGGUAAGCAGUCUCCGAUCCUAUUGAACCUGCUUGUGUAUUUACACCUUUGUGGACUUGUGCCCAAUAUUUCCGCUGGAUCGUUGAAUAGGCCUAUUUAUAAGGUUUGUUGUUGCAAAUGCUGGGAUUGCACACACAGGCAGUCAGUGACAUAGAUAUGGCUGCCAUCGUCCUCUUUUAGCAGUAGAGACAUUAUGUAAUAUGGUAAAAUAGACGCCGCUAUUACUAAGCCUACAAUAUGUUUGCAAUAAAUGGUUUGUUGGUUAGAAAAUGCAUGCAAAUACUAUUUAGGCUACAACAUUCGGAUUGGUGUGGUUGUUCCGGGUGCGUUAUCUUGCAUUUGUAGCAGCGCUCGCACACCCGUUUAGAAAGCUCGCUCUAGUACGGAAUCCGAUACAGUUUGUCGGAUAGAUAGAGCCGUCUCUUUGUAGCCUAGGCUAUACUAUAGUAUAGCUAGAUAGAGCCGUCUCCGUAUAGCUUACUGUAUUUGCUGUAGCUGGUGUUUCUUCCAGCUUUAGUUAGCAACGAUAGACAGCGACUGUUCUCGCUAUGGAGGUCGGAUGAUGUUUGAAUUUCAUCCAUGAUGAUGCCUAUGAUGAGGCCAUGAUCGUCCCUUUCUAUUGGUUGAUGCUGCCAGCUGGUGCCUAUGGUGUCUGCCGCUGACUCAUCCGUCGCUCUGGUGAAACUUGUUGAUCAAGGUUGUGAUAUUUUUUUUUAUAUCUCCUUGAAAGCGUAAAGGCUUAAUUAGUCAUUUUUCUGCUUUGGACUUCAACAUGUUGUUUCAGUCAUAGCUUCCAGGGAAUAGCCUAUUUUUUAACUGAACUGUAAAGAUGGACAAGUAUUUCCUGAAUUCCUCUUGCAUCAGAAAGUGUAGAUAGCCUAAUCCCUGUCCCCUCCUAUGCAUCAUGACACCACCCUUGUUCUACAGUCAGUACCCUAUAGGUAUAGAGGCAGUAUAUAGUACAGUCAGUACCCUAUAGGUAUAGAGGCAGUAUAUGGUACAGUCAGUACCCUAUAGGUAUAGAGGCAGUAUAUAGUACAGUCAGUACCCUAUAGGUAUAUAGUACAGUCAGUACCCUAUAGGUAUAGAGGCAGUAUAUAGUACAGUCAGUACCCUAUAGGUAUAGAGGCAGUAUAUAGUACAGUCAGUACCCUAUAGGUAUAGAGGCAGUAUAUAGUACAGUCAGUACCCUAUAGGUAUAGAGGCAGUAUAUGGUACAGUCAGUACCCUAUAGGUAUAUAGUACAGUCAGUACCCUAUAGGUAUAGAGGCAGUAUAUAGUACAGUCAGUACCCUAUAGGUAUAGAGGCAGUAUAUAGUACAGUCAGUACCCUAUAGGUAUAUAGGCAGUAUAUAGUACAGUCAGUACCCUAUAGGUAUAGAGGCAGUAUAUGCUACAGUCAGUACCCUAUAGGUAUAUAGUACAGUCAGUGCCCUAUAGGUAUAGAGGCAGUAUAUAGUACAGUCAGUGCCCUAUAGGUAUAGAGGCAGUAUAUAGUACAGUCAGUACCCUAUAGGUAUAUAGGCAGUAUAUAGUACAGUCAGUACCCUAUAGGUAUAGAAGCAGUAUAUGGUACAGUCAGUACCCUAUAGGUAUAGAGGCAGUAUAUGGUACAGUCAGUACCCUAUAGGUAUAGAGGCAGUAUAUAGUACAGUCAGUACCCUAUAGGUAUAGAAGCAGUAUAUGGUACAGUCAGUACCCUAUAGGUAUAUAGUACAGUCAGUACCCUAUAGGUAUAGAGGCAGUAUAUAGUACAGUCAGUACCCUAUAGGUAUAGAGGCAGUAUAUGGUACAGUCAGUACCCUAUAGGUAUAGAGGCAGUAUAUGGUACAGUCAGUACCCUAUAGGUAUAGAGGCAGUAUAUAGUACAGUCAGUACCCUAUAGGUAUAGAGGCAGUGUAUAGUACAGUCAGUACCCUAUAGGUAUAGAGGCAGUAUAUGGUACAGUCAGUACCCUAUAGGUAUAGAGGCAGUAUAUAGUACAGUCAGUACCCUAUAGGUAUAGAGGCAGUAUAUGGUACAGUCAGUACCCUAUAGGUAUAGAGGCAGUAUAUAGUACAGUCAGUACCCUAUAGGUAUAUAGUACAGUCAGUACCCUAUAGGUAUAGAGGCAGUAUAUAGUACAGUCAGUACCCUAUAGGUAUAGAGGCAGUGUAUAGUACAGUCAGUACCCUAUAGGUAUAGAGGCAGUAUAUAGUACAGUCAGUACCCUAUAGGUAUAGAGGCAGGAUAUAGUACACUCAGUACCCUAUAGGUAUUGAGGCAGGAUAUAGUACAGUCAGUACCCUAUAGGUAUAGAGGCAGUAUAUGGUACAGUCAGUACCCUAUAGGUAUAUAGUACAGUCAGUACCCUAUAGGUAUAGAGGCAGUGUAUAGUACAGUCAGUAUCCUAUAGGUAUAGAGGCAGUAUAUAGUACAGUCAGUACCCUAUAGGUAUAGAGGCAGUAUAUGGUACAGUCAGUACCCUAUAGGUAUAUAGUACAGUCAGUACCCUAUAGGUAUAGAGGCAGUGUAUAGUACAGUCAGUACCCUAUAGGUAUAGAGGCAGUAUAUAGUACAGUCAGUACCCUAUAGGUAUAGAGGCAGUAUAUGGCACAGUCAGUACCCUAUAGGUAUAUAGUACAGUCAGUACCCUAUAGGUAUAGAGGCAGUAUAUAGUACAGUCAGUACCCUAUAGGUAUAGAGGCAGUAUAUAGUACAGUCAGUACCCUAUAGGUAUAUAGUACAGUCAGUACCCUAUAGGUAUAGAGGCAGUAUAUAGUACAGUCAGUACCCUAUAGGUAUAUAGUAGAGUCAGUACCCUAUAGGUAUAGAGGCAGUAUAUGCUACAGUCAGUACCCUAUAGGUAUAUAGUACAGUAAGUACCCUAUAGGUAUAGAGGCAGUGUAUAGUACAGUCAGUACCCUAUAGGUAUAGAGGCAGUAUAUAGUACAGUCAGUACCCUAUAGGUAUAGAGGCAGUGUAUAGUACAGUCAGUACCCUAUAGGUAUAGAAGCAGUAUAUGGUACAGUCAGUACCCUAUAGGUAUAGAGGCAGUAUAUAGUACAGUCAGUACCCUAUAGGUAUAGAGGCAGUAUAUAGUACAGUCAGUACCCUAUAGGUAUAGAGGCAGUAUAUAGUACAGUCAGUACCCUAUAGGUAUAGAGGCAGUAUAUAGUACAGUCAGUACCCUAUAGGUAUAGAGGCAGUAUAUAGUACAGUCAGUACCCUAUAGGUAUAUAGUACAGUCAGUACCCUAUAGGUAUAGAGGCAGUGUAUAGUACACUAUACACAAAUUGUAAAGAAAGGUUUCGGUAUAUAUGAGAAUAUUUGGUAUAGUAAAUAGAGUGACUGAAACGCAGCGAAUGUUUUUUCCCGUGAACAAAUGUCCAAUCUGUCCAGUCAGUGUGUGUGUUUUGAGAUCCUACAUCAGAUACAGUAUAUUGUUCUAUGGCCAAUAAAGGCUAAUAAUAAUUUGCUAAUAUAGGCUACUGUAUUUGACUCACGUAUGUAGUGUAACCACGUGUCUGACUCUGAAACUAUCUCGGACUAAAUUGCUUGUUCAUGAGCUUGGGAAGUAGCACAGUUGUGUGAUUUUGACAAAUGGGCUCGGUCUGGUCUCCACCCUGGUUGGAGUCAGUGUUUCUGUAUGGGUGACUGUACUCUCUACCUUCCAGGAAGUUUUCCUCCUCUGUUGACUUUGUCAUCGUCACCACAGUAAAAAGAUAAAAGAGCACAUCAGUUUUAACUAAUAGAUGACUACGCUAUAAAGUUGAAGGGACACUGCAGUCCAAAAUGACAAAUAAUACAAGCUAUUUUUCUGGUCAUUUGUCAACCUAGCUGUUGGUGUUUCUAUCCUCUCAGUGACUUUACUCAUUUCAACACUAAACAUUAGAACUGAUAGUAUUCUGAUCUCGUACGCAGGUUGCCACAAUACUGCUCUUCUCUUCUAGGAUCCACUCUCUGUUGCCUCUGUCAGAGUUGGAGUGGGACUUUCAGUGUUUCCUUUCUUUUUGUAUUUUUCUAAAGCACAUUCACCGUCCCCAACCCCAGCUCCACCAUGCUGACUGGUCUGUUCCGUAUGCACGGCAUGCUGGUGGCCUCCCACCCCUGGGAGGUGAUCGUAGGCACCGUCACCCUCACCAUCUGCAUGAUGUCCAUGAACAUGUUCACCGGCAACGACCAGAUCUGCGGCUGGAACUACGACUGCCCCAAAAUGGAGGAGGUACGGAACCUGGAUAGAUGGAUAAUACUGUGCGGGGGAGCUGGAGGGGAUACCUAGUCAGUUGCACAACCAAAUGUAUUCAACCGAAAUGUGUCUUCGGCAUUUAACCCAACUCCUCUGAAUCAGAGAAGGUGCGGGGGUCUGCCUUAAUCGACAUCAUCGGCGCCCGGGGAGCAGUUGUUGUUCAGGGUUAAUUGCCUUGCUCAAGGGCAGAACGGCAGAUUUUUUCACCUUGCCAGCUCAGGCAUUCGAACCAGCAACCUUUCGGUUACUGGCCGAACGCUCUUAACCGCUAGGCUACCUACCCGCCCCAUAGAGCCAUAGACUUAUGUAAGAAUGGCGGUAUAGGGUUAGGAAGGUUGGAUUAAAAAGGGAAAAGGGAGGGGUUUGAGGCAUAGAGGGGAAAAAGGGGGGAGGGACUGAGGAAAAGAGGAGUUGGUCGAUUGGGGCCGGAGGGAAGAGGAGGAGUGAAGGCCUUUGUCUUCUCUGCACCGUAUCGUAUCGGGACAUUCUUAGACUAGAGCUUUCCAGUGUAAUGUAAGACCUAUAGGGGCUUCUAGCAACCUAGUUUAGGGGCCUAUACUGUAGUGUACACUUUCACCUGGUACCAUAUAUGGUUUGGAGGGUACAUACACACUGUAUUCUUCAUUGAGUACAAGUAGGACACCUAACAAAAGGUAGCUUGUUCACAAUACAAAUCAAUUGUAUUUAAAGUGCAUUUUGUCUAUCAACUUGUCUAUUUCAUGACACACAGUAGUUAGGCAUACUUUCUGUUCAUAGUCGUUUUAGUUCAUUGAGUUAAUCAUCAUUGUUUCCUCAGUGAUUUUUUUAAAUGACUUUUAUGAUUGACUUACUUCAGUGAUUGUGUUGUCUCUGCCUCCCUUCCAGCUGGUUCUAAGCAGUGACAUCAUCAUUCUGACCAUCACACGGUGCAUAGCCAUCGUGUACAUCUACUUCCAGUUCCAGAAUCUACGGCAACUAGGAUCCAAAUAUAUUCUAGGUGAGCAUUUACUGUAAUUAUCCUGUAAAUAUACUGUAAAAUACACAGUCAAAUGAAUCUUGCAAGUGACAUAAAAUAUAUUCUAGGUCAGCAUUUUUUUAUACUGUAAAUACUAUGUACUGUAAACCUUACACUCAUGUGACAGUGUAAAGUAAAAGUAGCGUGUUAAUCUAAAGUGAAAUAUAUUACAAUAUCAAAAUAUAGUCUAGGCAAUCGUUGUCAUUCAGGGUUAAGCAAUAUUCAGUUAAAUAUACUGUAUUAUAAACGGGUCGUCCAAGCCCUGGAUGCUGAUUGGCUGAAAGCCAUGGUAUAUGAGACACUAUACCACAGGUAUGACGCAAAACGACUUGUUUACUGUUCUAAUUAACCAGUUUAUAAUAGCAAUAAGGCACCUCUGGGGUUUGUGGUAUAUGGCCAAUAUAUCCAGGCUAAGGCGCGUAUCCAGGCAGAGUAUAACACACCCCCUCGGGCCUUAUUGCUUAAAUAUAUACUGUAAAUUCAAUCUAGCAAGUUGCAAUUCUCACAAUAUCAACUUUGUUUUUAGGUAUCGCUGGACUGUUCACCAUAUUCUCCAGCUUCGUAUUCAGCACUGUCGUGAUUCACUUCCUGGAUAAAGAACUCACUGGCCUCAAGUAAGUAAACCCACAGUACAGUGCAACACACAACGUUUCUGUCAAUAUUGAUGUCGUAUGUUGAAUGUUCCCAAGCAUCCACACAUUGCUCCAGGUUUAGACACAGUUAGACACAGUCACAGUAGGCUAUAUAUUUUUUUCAGUGAAUGUAUGCUUUGGAUAAAAGCAUUUGAUAGGAUAUAUUAAUAAACUCUGAGCCUCAAUUUUCCUCUUUAGUGUUGAGAUUAGUCGGCCUAAUAUCACCAAGAUUUGUAAUGGAGGUAAUUUAACCAUUUGUGUAAUUACUAUAGAGGAGAGAAUGUUGCGCUCCGUUCAGUGCUACUCUGACACACAGUCCUCCAUGUUGUUCUCCAGUGAGGCCUUACCGUUCUUCCUGCUCCUCAUCGACCUCUCCAAAGCAUGCGCUCUCGCCAAGUACGCACUCAGUUCAAACUCACAGGUACAUUUCACCUCCUACUCCUGUGGAAACACGUCAGUAGUAAUAUACAAUACCUUAUUUGGUUAUUAUACAGCUGGUAUAUGCUAUUAUAAACUGGGUGGUUCGAACUCUCUAUGCUGAUUGGCUGACAGCCGUGGUAUACCACGGGUAUGACAAAACAUUUAUUUUUAAUGCUCUAAUUACAUUGGUAGCCAGUUUAUAAUAGCAAUAAGGCACCUCGGGGGUUUGUGGUAUAUGGCCAAUAUACCACGGCUAAGGGCUGUAUCCAGGCACUCCGCGUUACGUCGUGUUUAAGAACAGCCCUUAGCCGUGGUAGAUUGGCCAUAUACCACACCCCCUCGGGCCUUAUUGCUUAAUUAUAACAUAUUUCUGUGAUAGCGACAUACUGUAGUAGUUGACCCAUGUUGAAAAGGCUUAAAGGGUUUCAUAAAUACAUGUGAUUAAUUAAUUAAUUGAUUGAUUGAUUUAUUGAUUGAUUGGUUGAUUGAUUGGUUGAUUACCUGUGUAACAGGACGAGGUGCGCGACAACAUCGCCCGUGGCAUGGCCGUCCUGGGGCCCACGUUCACUCUGGAUGCCCUAGUGGAAUGCCUGGUGAUCGGGGUGGGCACCAUGUCAGGUAUGGAGGGGAGCAUGGAGCACCCUAUUCAUAUAUAGUGCACUACUUUUGACCAGAGCUGGCUCCACAGAGAAUAUAAUAUCAUUUUGGACGCAGUAUUACUGGAUCUUCCAGGCUUGAUUGAUUGAUGAACUGAUUGAUUGAUUUUCCAGGUUUGAUUGAUUGAUGAACUGAUUGAUUGAUCUUCCAGGUGUGCGUCAGCUGGAGAUCAUGUGUUGUUUUGGCUGCAUGUCUGUCCUGGCCAACUACUUUGUCUUCAUGACAUUCUUCCCUGCCUGCGUCUCCCUGGUCCUAGAGGUAAGGGUUAACACGCACACGCACACACACACCACACACACACACACACACACACACACACACACACACACACACACACACACACAGACACACACACACACACACACACACACACACCAUACAGAUACACACAGACACACACACACACAAAUGUCAAAUGAAAUAGGUGUAAAGUGAGAGCUGUAGAUGUGGAAGGAAAGGAGAGCCAUAGCAUGAGUGGAAAUCUACACUAAAUGCCUUUAAGCAACAUUAUGAGACAGACACUAAAUGCCUUUAAGCAACAUUAUGAGACAGACACUAAAUGACUUUAAGCAACAUUAUGAGACAGACACUAAAUGCCUUUAAGCAACAUUAUGAGACAGACACUAAAUGACUUUAAGCAACAUUAUGAGACAGACACUAAAUGACUUUAAGCAACAUUAUGAGACAGACACUAAAUGACUUUAAGCAACAUUAUGAGACAGACACUAAAUGACUUUAAGCAACAUUACGAGACAGACACUAAAUGACUUUAAGCAACAUUAUGAGACAGACACUAAUUGACAUUAAGCAACAUUAUGAGACAGACACUAAAUGACUUUAAGCAACAUUAUGAGACAGACACAGCGUCUAUGACAGGUUGAGUGUGUGUAUAUCCUGACUUGGUUGUGUGGCCUCUCUUCAGCUGUCCAGGGACAGUCAGGAGGGUCACCCCAUCUGGCAGCUGAGCCACUUCUCCCGCGUGAUGGAGGAAGAGGAGGAUAACAAACCCAACCCUGUCAGCCAGAGAGUCAAGAUGAUCAUGGUAAGACUACACUGCUGUGUGGUGUGUGGUGUGUGGUGUGUGUGUGUGUGUGUGUGGUGUGUGUGUGUGUGUGUGUGUGUGUGUGUGUGUGUGUGUGUGUGGUGUGUGGUGUGUGUGUGGUGUGUGUGGUGUGUGUAUGUGUGUGUAUGUGUGUGGUGUGUAUGUGUGUGUGUGUGUGGUGGUGUGUGUGUGUGUGUGUGUGGUGUGGUGUGUGUGUGUGUGUGUGUGGUGUGUUGUUAGCGUUGCUGUUAAUGUCUCUCUGUUUGCUCUGUAGUCUCUGGGCCUGUUAAUGUCUCUCUGUUUGCUCUGUAGUCUCUGGGCCUGUUAAUGUCUCUCUGUUUGCUCUGUAGUCUCUGGGCCUGGUAAUGGUGCACGCCCACAGCCGUUGGAUUGCCGACCCUCUCUCCCUCAACUCCAACCUGGACGUCCCCCAGGUGGGCUCCAUGUCCCUGGACGACCAUGUACCCAAGAGGAUCGACCCCGAGAGACCCCUCUGGCAGUUCUACAUGUCAAGGUGAGUUCUACCUGGAAUUUUAAUUCACUUCUGGAACUGACUGAAUUUAAAUGGAAUUGAUCCCAACCCUGGACUGUAACUUGACCAAUCAGUUUCAAUAGUGAAACGUAAAUGUAUGUGACAUUUUAUUUGAAGUACAGUCCGUCUUCUCUUCUGUUAUUUAAUCCAUUGUUCUCUUGUUCUCCCUCCAUCUGUUCUGUCCCCAGGUUGGUCAGCAUGGAUAUAGAACAGGUGAUCUGUCUGGGCCUGGCCCUGCUGCUGGCCGUCAAGUACAUCUUCUUCGAGCAAGUAGAGCUGGAGUCCACCCUGUCUCUGAAGAGCCCCAUGUCCCUGUCCCAGGGGCCUGACCGUGCCCCCCGCUGGGGCACAGACCAGUGCUGCAGGAAGGAGGUUGCCCCCUGCCCCCCCAAGUCCCCCCUCAGGCCCACCACCCCCACCACCACACCCCCCGCCCUGGCUGAGGCCACCAAGGAGGAGAGAGGUACGGCAGGGAGGAACAAGACGUGUUGUAGAGUGGUGUUAUGGUGGUUUGGAAAGGACUGUGAGAAAUGCAUUGAUGAGAAAUACGUUCAUAUAAGCUGGUAGCAUAGCUAGCAUACAUAAAUCGGUGGUGGAAGUCAGUCAUUUUUAACUGUAAUGCAGUUGAUUGGUGACGAUGACAUGAACAUAUAUUGGGGUUGACAUCUUUAUAAGCAUUAUACUCAGAUUUUUACCUCAUCAUAGUGUGAAAUACACAUAUAUACAAUAUCCUAAAUCUUGGCUAAUUUUGCUGGGGGGCAGUGAGGAGAUUCGGGAUCUUUCCCCCACGGGAUCUUUCCCCUAGCCGUUUCCAAUGCAUUUCCAUUGUUUUGGUCGAGUUCCAUUGACGUCUUUACUGCAUCUAUUGUCCAAUGUAUCGAUCAAUACAUUCCUUACAGCGCUGUCUAGCUCUAGAAUUACCACUCUCUCCCGAGUGACGCAGUGGUCUAAGGCACUGCAUCGCAGUGCUAGCUGUGCCAUUAGAGAUCCUGGUCCGAAUCCAGGCUCUGUCGUAGCCGGCCGUGACCGGGAGACCCAUGGGGCGGCGCACAAUUAGGGUAGGGGAGGGAAUGGCCGGCAGGGAUGUAGCUCAGUUGGUAGAGCAUGGCGUUUGCAACGCCAGGGUUGUGGGUUUGAUUCCCACAGGGGGCCAGUAUAAAAAAAGAAUGUAUGCACUCACUAACUGUAAGUGGCUCUGGAUAAGAGCGUCUGCUAAAUGACUUAAAUGUAGAAUAGAUUUAAACACGGUUCAACUCUUUUAGGGCUUUGCUCUGAACCCAUUGGUUAACUUAAUUAUCGUUCCUUUCCGUCCCUCUUUCCCCCUCCUCCCCUCUCUCCCUCCUCUCCCUCCUCCUCCCCUCCCUAGCCGAGGUGAUCCGGCCGCUGCCUGCCCCGACCACCGAACCCCAGCCCACCAAGAGGGUCUUCCGUCUGGGCUCUGUGGAGGAGGAGAGGGAGAGCCAGGUGGAGACCCCCAGAGCAGACCCCUCUCAGCCCGCUCAGCCCAGCCGAUCCUCAGACCCCAGACCACUGGAGGAGUGCCUGGCCAUCCUAAAAAACCCUGAGGUAUGGUGUGAUGUGUACUUACAUAGCUAUGGUCCACAUGCACGCUCACAUAAAUAUUACAUUGUAGAAUAAUAGUGAAGACAUCAAAACUAUGAAAUAACACACAUGGAAUCAUGCAGUAACCAAAAAAGUGUUAAACAAAUCAAAAUAUAUUUUAUAUUUGAGAUUCCUCAAGUUGCCACCCUUUGCCUUAAUGACAGCUUUGCACACUCUUGGCGUUCUCUCAACCAGCUUCACCUGGAAUGAUUUUCCAACAGUCUUGAAGUGUAAUGCAUUGAAAUAGAACUGACCCUCAACCCUGUUUCACAAUGACAAUCCAACGACAGUUUCUAUGGUGUCCAUCUGUAGGAGUAUUGGGUCUCUGUGCGGUAACCCGUUUCUACAGUCUAUGGGUUUAACUAUAUCCCUAACGAGCUUAACUCACUUUACUCUCUUAUGCUGAACCCAUUAGAGCAGGACAGUAAUAGAGGACGUACCUUCAGUGACUCCAUCGUCUGAUAGUCACCUGAUCUACCUCUGACCCAGUGGAGGCUGGUGGAGAGAGAACACGGAGGCCAGGCUUCUUUCCAGCCAUUACAAUGAGCCUGUCCUAUUUAAAGUUGUGGGGGGCGAUGAGGAGAUUCGGGAUCUUCACUCACGGCAUCUUUCUCCCACGUGUUUCCAAUGCAUUUCCAUUGUUUUGUUCGAGUUCCAUAGACCUCUUUACCACAUCUAUCAAAGGUAGAUCAGGUGACCGUCAGACGAUAGGUCACAGGUAGAUCAGGUGACCGUCAGACGAUAGGUCACAGGUAGAUCAGGUGACCGUCAGACGAUAGGUCACAGGUAGAUCAGGUGACCGUCAGACGAUAGGUCACAGGUAGAUCAGGUGACCGUCAGACGAUGGGUCACAGGUAGAUCAGGUGACCGUCAGACGAUAGGUCACAGGUAGAUCAGGUGACCGUCAGACGAUAGGUCACAGGUAGAUCAGGUGGCGUCAGACGAUAGGUCACAGGUAGAUCAGGUGACCGUCAGACGAUAGGUCACAGGUAGAUCAGGUGACCGUCAGACGAUAGGUCACAGGUAGAUCAGGUGACCGUCAGACGAUAGGUCACAGGUAGAUAAGGUGACCGGCAGACGAUAGGUCACAGGUAGAUAAGGUGACCGUCAGACGAUAGGUCACAGGUAGAUCAGGUGACCUAUUGGAUAUUUCAAUGUUAUUACAUACAUUUCUUAUCACCAAGAUCCAUUGCAUUGCAUAAUGCUCGAGACUGAGUGAAAAGUGCUUUAUACAUGCAUGUGUGUGUGUUUGUAUUUGAGUUAACAAAGUCUCUGUGUGUCCUCCACAGAUGGGAGCCCGAUUCCUGACUGAUGAUGAGGUGGUGGUUCUGGUGAACUCUAAACACAUCCCUUCCUACAAGCUGGAGGCCAUGAUGGAGAGACCAGAGAGAGGGGUAGCCAUCCGUAGACACAUGAUCUCCUCCAAGCUCCCCAACACCUCCGCUCUCUCCACUCUGCCCUACCUGGACUACGACUACUCUAAGGUGAGGCUUUCUAGGCUUCUGGCUGAAGUUGAUGUGUGAUUGAUACAGUAUGUACACCCAAAGGGCAUUAAAACAUCAAUGCUUGAUGCACAAAACAGUAAUUCAGUUCUUUGUUUUUAUUUACACAAACAGUACAGGAUGUAACGUUGAUGGAAACUGAAACCAAUCUUUGUUGAUGUUUUGGUUGCCAGGUGAUGGGGACCUGCUGUGAGAAUGUGAUUGGAUACAUGCCCGUUCCAGUAGGUGUGGCUGGGCCUCUUCACCUCGACGGGAAGCAGUUUCCAGGUCCCCAUGGCGACCACAGAAGGCUGCCUGGUGGCCAGCACCAACCGGGGCUGUCGCGCUAUCGCCGUGAGUUACAGAUACAGUGUUGCAUACUGCACUAGACAAUGGCUGUCCAAGAUAGAAUUACUGUACUGUAUACCAGUAACUACAUAUGGAAGUAUAUAUUAAACAGUACUACUACAAAUAAUCCAGUGAAGUAGCUGUAUCCAGUCUAUGACCACCCUGACCUUUCCUUAACCUUUGCCCCCUCUCCUCUCCCCAUCCCCCAGUUGGGUGGCGGUGCAAGCAGUCGUAUCCUGGCGGACGGGAUGACCAGGGGUCCUGUGAUUAGGUGCCCGUCGGCCUGCUUGGCUGCAGAGGUCAAGGGCUGGCUGGAGAGCACCGACGGAUUCCAGGCCAUCAAGGACGCCUUCGACCACACCAGCAGGUCAGAGGUCAAACUGUCUGGAAUAGAAAUACUUUAGAUUUAGGGGAUAUUGAGGAGGAGUGUCUCAGUUAUAGUCUCAGUUAUAGAAAUAGUAUAGAAAUAGAAUGUGGGUGGAGUCUGUUAUAAAGAAAUAGAAUGUGGGUGGAGUCUGUUAUAAAGAAAUAGAAUGGGCUUUUAUAAUAGUCUCCUGAGUGGCGCAGUGGUCUAAGGCACUGCAUCGCAGUGCUAGCUGUGCCACUAGAGAUCCUGGUUCAAAUCCAGGCUCUGUCGCAGCCGGCCGCGACUGGGAGACUCAUGGGCGGCGCACAAUUGGCCUAGCGUUGUCCAGGGUAGGGGAGGGAAUGGCCGGCAGGGAUGUAGCUCAGUUGAUAGAGCAUGGUGUUUGCAACGCCAGGGUUGUGGGUUCGAUUCCCACGGGGGACCAGUUUGAAAAAAAAAUAAUAUAUAUAUAUAAAUGUAUUCACUAACUGUAAGUCGCUCUGGAUAAGAGCGUCUGCUAAAUGACUUAAAUGUAAAAUAAAUCGUUCCACUCUAUAUAUUCUAUUUCUAUGGUCAACAUUUGAAAGCAGAUGUGAAGAGAGAAGACUGAUGGCCUCUUGUCUUUUGGUUGUGUUUCCAGGUUUGCUCGUCUGCAGAAGCUCAUGAUCGGUCUCGCUGGUAGAAACCUUUACAUCCGCUUCCAGUCCAGAACAGGAGACGCCAUGGGAAUGAACAUGAUCUCUAAGGUGUGUGUGCGUGCAUACGUGUGUGUGUGUGUUAGACAUUUAAUGUGUGUGUGAUUAUCAUGUGUCAUGUUAAUUAGCUGGUUAUUGUCUCCCUGUAUGUGUUGUUCUGUAUAUGUCCUGUGUGUGUUGUUCUGUAUAUGUCCUGUAUGUGUUGUUCUGUAUAUGUCCUGUAUGUGUUGUUCUGUAUAUGUCCUGUAUGUGUUGUUCUGUAUAUGUCCUGUAUGUGUUGUUCUGUAUAUGUCCUGUAUGUGUUGUUCUGUAUAUGUCCUGUAUGUGUUGUUCUGUAUAUGUCCUGUAUGUGUUGUUCUGUAUAUGUCCAGUAUGUGUUGUUCUGUAUAUGUCCUGUAUGUGUUGUUCUGUAUAUGUCCUGUAUGUGUUGUUCUGUAUAUGUCCUGUAUGUGUUGUUCUGUAUAUGUCCUGUAUGUGUUGUUCUGUAUAUGUCCUGUAUGUGUUGUUCUGUAUAUGUCCUGUAUGUGUUGUUCUGUAUAUGUCCUGUAUGUGUUGUUCUGUAUAUGUCCUGUGUGUGUUGUUCUGUAUAUGUCCUGUAUGUGUUGUUCUGUAUAUGUCCUGUAUGUGUUGUUCUGUAUAUGUCCUGUAUGUGUUGUUCUGUAUAUGUCCUGUAUGUGUUGUUCUGUAUAUGUCCUGUAUGUGUUGUUCUGUAUAUGUCCUGUAUGUGUUGUUCUGUAUAUGUCCUGUAUGUGUUGUUCUGUAUGUCCUGUAUGUUGUUCUGUAUAUGUCCUGUAUGUGUUGUUCUGUAUAUGUCCUGUAUGUGUUGUUCUGUAUAUGUCCUGUAUGUGUUGUUCUGUAUAUGUCCUGUGUGUGUUGUUCUGUAUAUGUGUGUAACCAGCAUUGUGUCUCCACCUCCUCAGGGAACAGAGCAGGCUCUGGCCAGGUUACAGGAGCAGUAUCCUGAGCUGGUGGUUCUGGCUGUCAGUGGGAACUACUGCACCGACAAGAAGCCUGCAGCCAUCAACUGGAUCGAGGGCCGGGGCAAGUCUGCUGUGUGCGAGGCCACCAUCCCAGCUAAAGUGGUCAAAGAGGUACACCACAGUUCAUACAGUUCUAUCUUGUAUUUACAUUUACAUUUUAGUCAUUUAGCACACACUCUUAUCCAGAGCGACUUACAGGAGCAAUUAGGGUUAAGUGCCUUGCUCAAGGGCACAGACAGAUUUUUUUUCAACUAGUCGGCUCGGAGAUUAGAACCAGCGACCUUUCGGUUACUGGCAUCUUUAUUUUCAUAUUUUUUUAUUCAAAAUGUAAUAUUGAUAGUCAUUCCAGAACUAGGUCAAGUACAUAUGUCAUAUUUGAGGUGUGCUUAAUUUGGCUAAGAGUUUGCACUUUUUUGACAAUUCCAUUGGUUCUAUUGAACCAGUCAAACUACAUCAAGCAAAGCUCAAGUAUUUGACCCAUGUCUUAGCUGAUCUAUGCACCAUGUUUCUAUGUCCGAGCCGAUCUAAGCACCAUGUUUCUAUGUCCGAGGCGAUCUAAGCACCAUGUUUCUAUGUCCGAGCCGAUCUAUGCACCAUGUUUCUAUGUCCGAGCCGAUCUAAGCACCAUGUUUCUAUGUCCGAGGCGAUCUAAGCACCAUGUUUCUAUGUCCGAGGCGAUCUACGCACCAUGUUUCUAUGUCCGAGGCGAUCUAAGCACCAUGUUUCUAUGUCCGAGGCGAUCUAAGCACCAUGUUUCUAUGUCCGAGGCGAUCUACGCACCAUGUUUCUAUGUCCGAUGCUUUGUGUAUUCAUGUCUUGAGUGUAUUUCCCCUGUCUAUUCUACCAGGUGUUGAAGACCAGCACUGAAGCCCUGGUAGAUGUCAACAUUAACAAGAACCUGGUAGGAUCAGCCAUGGCUGGAAGUAUCGGCGGCUACAACGCACACGCAGCCAACCUAGUGGCAGCCAUCUACAUCGCCUGUGGACAGGUGAGGGAGCACUGGAUUGGUCUUUUCAAAGGGGAUAUAGUUUCAUUGGAUAAAUGUUUAGAGUGGGAAGAAUUGUACAUUUUAUUUUGAUACAUAGUGUACUGUACAUGGAGAUAUUGAAUUUGUAAGUCACUCUGGAUAAGAGCGUCUGCUAAAUGACUUAAAUGUAAAUGUAAACAUUGCUUUAUAGUCCUGAACUAAAAAGCUAUGUUUAAUGUGCCAGGACUAGGCUUAAUCUGUGUCCGGAAUAACAGCCCUAUAAAAGCUUUUUAAGUCCAGGAAUAUGAGUAAUCUGGGUCCGGGAAACCAGCCCAUAAUGGAACAAACUUUGUGUUGGGCACUAACCGAGUCCACCUGUGUCUGCCAGGACCCAGCCCAGACGGUGGGCAGCAGUAACUGCAUCACUCUGAUGGAGGCGUCGGGUCCUACAGGAGAAGACCUCUACAUCAGCUGUACCAUGCCCUCCAUAGAACUAGGGACCGUAGGAGGAGGAACCAUCCUGGCACCACAGCAAGCCUGUCUGCAGGUAGGAACACACACACACACACACACACACACAUCAGUCAUGGUAAACAGUAUCUAGAUUAGAAUACAAUGUUAUAUAGACUGGAAUAUCAAUGUAUUGUGUACAUUAGAGUGCGUUUCAUUCCGUAAAAUAACCUCAUAGCAGACAUACAGUUAUCUAUUAAUAAUGUGUGAAACGUAUAAGCGAAACAUUAAAAGCUCUACAUAAAUACACACAUACAGUAAAUAUACAGUGGGGAAAAAAAGUAUUUAGUCAGCCACCAAUUGUGCAAGUUCUCCCACUUAAAAAGAUGAGAGAGGCCUGUAAUUUUAAUCAUAGGUACACGUCAACUAUGACAGACAAAAUUAGAAAAAAAAAUCCAGAAAAUCCCAUUGUAGGAUUUUUAAUGAAUUUAUUGGCAUAUGAUGGUGGAAAAUAAGUAUUUGGUCAAUAACAAAAGUUUCUCAAUACGUUGUUAUAUACCCUUUGUUGGCAAUGACACAGGUCAAACGUUUUCUGUAAGUCUUCACAAGGUGUUCACACACUGUUGCUGGUAUUUUGGCCCAUUCCUCCAUGCAGAUCUCCUCUAGAGCAGUGAUGUUUUGGGGCUGUCGCUGGGCAACACAGACUUUCAACUCCCUCCAAAGAUUUUCUAUGGGGUUGAGAUCUGGAGACUGGCUCGGCCACUCCAGGACCUUGAAAUGCUUCUUACGAAGCCACUCCUUCGUUGCCCGGGCGGUGUGUUUGGGAUCAUUGUCAUGCUGAAAGACCCAGCCACGUUUCAUCUUCAAUGCCCUUGCUGAUGGAAGGAGGGUUUCACUCAAAAUCUCACGAUAUAUGGCCCCAUUAAUUAUUUCCUUUACACGGAUCAGUCGUCCUGGUCCCUUUGCAGAAAAACAGCCCCAAAGCAUGAUGUUUCCAACCCCAUGCUUCACAGUAGGUAUGGUGUUCUUUGGAUGCAACUCAGCAUUCUUUGUCCUCCAAACAUGACGAGUUGAGUUUUUACCAAAAAGUUAUAUUUUGGUUUCAUCUGACCAUAUGACAUUCUCCCAAUCCUCUUCUGGAUCAUCCAAAUGCACUUCAGACGGGCCUGGACAUGUACUGGCUUAAGCAGGGGGACACGUCUCGCACUGCAGGAUUUGAGUCCCUGGCGGCGUAGUGUGUUACUGAUGGUAGGCUUUGUUACUUUGGUCCCAGCUCUCUGCAGGUCUUUCACUAGGUCCCCCCGUGUGGUUCUGGGAUUUUUGCUCACCGUUCUUGUGAUCAUUUUGACCCCACGGGGUGAGAUCUUGCGUGGAGCCCCAGAUCGAGGGAGAUUAUCAGUGGUCUUGUAUGUCUUCCAUUUCCUAAUAAUUGCUCCCACAGUUGAUUUCUUCAAACAAAGCUGCUUACCUAUUGCAGAUUCAGUCUUCCCAGCCUGGUGCAGGUCUACAAUUUUGUUUUUGGUGUCUUUUGACAGCUCUUUGGUCUUGGCCAUUGUGGAGUUUGGAGUGUGACUGUUUGAGGUUGUGGACAGGUGUCUUUUAUACUGAUAACAAGUUCAAACAGGUGCCAUUAAUACAGGUAACGAGUGGAGGACAGAGGAGCCUCUUAAAGAAGAAGUUACAGGUCUGUGAGAGCCAGAAAUCUUGCUUGUUUGUAGGUGACCAAAUACUUAUUUUCCACCAUAAUUUGCAAAUAAAUUCAUAAAAAAUCCUACAAUGGGAUUUUCUGGAUUUUUUUUUCUCAAUUUGUCUGUCAUAGUUGACGUGUACCUAUGAUGAAAAUUACAGGCCUCUCUCAUCUUUUUAAGUGGGAGAACUUGCACAAUUGGUGGCUGACUAAAUACAUUUUUUCCCCACUGUAUAUAUCUGCUGCAGAAGGUCACUGUCCAUACAGUAAAUAUCUAUAUAUGCUGCAGAAGAUCACUGUCCAUACAGUAAAUAUCUAUAUCAGCUGCAGAAGACCACUGUCCAUACAGUAAAUAUAUAUAUCUGCUGCAGAAGGUCACUGUCCAUACAGUAAAUAUCUAUAUCUGCUGCAGAAGAUCACUGUCCAUACAGUAAAUAUCUAUAUCAGCUGCAGAAGACCACUGUCCAUACAGUAAAUAUAUAUAUCUGCUGCAGAAGAUCACUGUCCAUACAGUAAAUAUAUAUAUCUGCUGCAGAAGAUCACUGUCCAUACAGUAAAUAUCUAUAUCUGCUGCAGAAGAUCACUGUCCAUACAGUAAAUAUAUAUAUCUGCUGCAGAAGAUCACUGUCCAUACAGUAAAUAUAUAUAUCUGCUGCAGAAGAUCACUGUCCAUACAGUGAAUAUAUAUAUAUCUGCUGCAGAAGAUCACUGUCCAUACAGUAAAUAUCUAUAUCUGCUGCAGAAGGUCACUGUCCAUACAGUAAAUAUCUAUAUCUGCUGCAGAAGAUCACUGUCCAUACAGUAAAUAUCUAUAUCUGCUGCAGAAGACCACUGCCCAUACAGUAAAUAUAUAUAUCUGCUGCAGAAGAUCACUGUCCAUACAGUAAAUAUAUAUAUAUCUGCUGCAGAAGGUCACUGCCCAUACAGUAAAUAUAUAUAUCUGCUGCAGAAUAUCACUGCCCAUACAGUAAAUAUAUAUAUCUGCUGCAGAAGAUCACUGUCCAUACAGUAAAUAUAUAUAUCUGCUGCAGAAUAUCACUGUCCAUACACUAAAUAUCUAUAUCUGCUGCAGAAGAUCACUGUCCAUACAGUAAAUAUAUGUAUCUGCUGCAGAAGAUCACUGUCCAUACAGUAAAUAUCUAUAUCUGCUGCAGAAGAUCACUGUCCAUACAGUAAAUAUAUAUAUCUGCUGCAGAAGAUCACUGUCCAUACAGUGAAUAUAUAUAUCUGCUGCAGAAGGUCACUGUCCAUACACUAAAUAUCUAUAUCUGCUGCAGAAGAUCACUGUCCAUACAGUAAAUAUAUGUAUCUGCUGCAGAAGAUCGCUGUCCAUACAGUAAAUAUAUAUAUCUGCUGCAGAAGAUCACUGCCCAUACAGUAAAUAUAUAUAUCUGCUGCAGAAGAUCACUGUCCAUACAGUAAAUAUCUAUAUCUGCUGCAGAAGACCACUGUCCAUACAGUAAAUAUCUAUAUCUGCUGCAGAAGACCACUGUCCAUACACUAAAUAUCUAUAUCUGCUGCAGAAGAUCACUGUCCAUACAGUAAAUAUCUAUAUCUGCUGCAGAAGACCACUGUCCAUACAGUAAAUAUCUAUAUCUGCUGCAGAAGAUCACUGCCCAUACAGUAAAUAUAUAUAUCUGCUGCAGAAGAUCACUGCCCAUACAGUAAAUAUAUAUAUCUGCUGCAGAAGAUCACUGUCCAUACAGUAAAUAUCUAUAUCUGCUGCAGAAGACCACUGUCCAUACAGUAAAUAUAUAUAUCUGCUGCAGAAGACCACUGUCCAUACACUAAAUAUCUAUAUCUGCUGCAGAAGAUCACUGUCCAUACAGUAAAUAUCUAUGUCUGCUGCAGAAGACCACUGUCCAUACAGUAAAUAUCUAUAUCUGCUGCAGAAGAUCACUGCCCAUACAGUAAAUAUCUAUAUCUGCUGCAGAAGGUCACUGUCCAUACAGUAAAUAUCUAUAUCUGCUGCAGAAGACCACUGUCCAUACAGUAAAUAUCUAUAUCUGCUGCAGAAGAUCACUGCCCAUACAGUAAAUAUCUAUAUCUGCUGCAGAAGGUCACUGUCCAUACAGUAAAUAUCUAUAUCUGCUGCAGAAGAUCACUGCCCAUACAGUAAAUAUAUAUAUCUGCUGCAGAAGGUCACUGUCCAUACAGUAAAUAUCUAUAUCUGCUGCAGAAGAUCACUGCCCAUACAGUAAAUAUAUAUAUCUGCUGCAGAAGACCACUGUCCAUACAGUACAUAUCUAUAUCUGCUGCAGAAGGUCACUGUCCAUACAGUAAAUAUAUAUAUCUGCUGCAGAAGACCACUGCCCAUACAGUAAAUAUCUAUAUCUGCUGCAGAAGACCACUGUCCAUACAGUAAAUAUCUAUAUCUGCUGCAGAAGACCACUUCCAUACAGUAAAUAUAUAUAUCUGCUGCAGAAGAUCACUGUCCAUACAGUAAAUAUAUAUAUCUGCUGCAGAAGAUCACUGUCCAUACAGUAAAUAUCUAUAUCUGCUGCAGAAGAUCACUGCCCAUACAGUAAAUAUAUAUAUCUGCUGCAGAAGAUCACUGCCCAUACAGUAAAUAUCUAUAUCUGCUGCAGAAGAUCACUGCCCAUACAGUAAAUAUAUAUAUCUGCUGCAGAAGAUCACUGUCCAUACAGUAAAUAUCUAUAUCUGCUGCAGAAGGUCACUGUCCAUACAGUAAAUAUAUAUAUCUGCUGCAGAAGACCACUGCCCAUACAGUAAAUAUCUAUAUCUGCUGCAGAAGACCACUGUCCAUACAGUAAAUAUCUAUAUCUGCUGCAGAAGAUCACUGUCCAUACAGUAAAUAUAUGUAUCUGCUGCAGAAGAUCGCUGUCCAUACAGUAAAUAUAUAUAUCUGCUGCAGAAGAUCACUGUCCAUACAGUAAAUAUAUAUAUCUGCUGCAGAAGAUCACUGUCCAUACAGUGAAUAUAUAUAUCUGCUGCAGAAGGUCACUGUCCAUACACUAAAUAUCUAUAUCUGCUGCAGAAGAUCACUGUCCAUACAGUAAAUAUAUGUAUCUGCUGCAGAAGAUCGCUGUCCAUACAGUAAAUAUAUAUAUCUGCUGCAGAAGAUCACUGCCCAUACAGUAAAUAUAUAUAUCUGCUGCAGAAGAUCACUGUCCAUACAGUAAAUAUCUAUAUCUGCUGCAGAAGACCACUGUCCAUACAGUAAAUAUCUAUAUCUGCUGCAGAAGACCACUGUCCAUACACUAAAUAUCUAUAUCUGCUGCAGAAGAUCACUGUCCAUACAGUAAAUAUCUAUAUCUGCUGCAGAAGACCACUGUCCAUACAGUAAAUAUAUAUAUCUGCUGCAGAAGAUCACUGCCCAUACAGUAAAUAUAUAUAUCUGCUGCAGAAGAUCACUGCCCAUACAGUAAAUAUAUAUAUCUGCUGCAGAAGAUCACUGUCCAUACAGUAAAUAUCUAUAUCUGCUGCAGAAGACCACUGUCCAUACAGUAAAUAUAUAUAUCUGCUGCAGAAGACCACUGUCCAUACACUAAAUAUCUAUAUCUGCUGCAGAAGAUCACUGUCCAUACAGUAAAUAUCUAUGUCUGCUGCAGAAGACCACUGUCCAUACAGUAAAUAUCUAUAUCUGCUGCAGAAGAUCACUGCCCAUACAGUAAAUAUCUAUAUCUGCUGCAGAAGGUCACUGUCCAUACAGUAAAUAUCUAUAUCUGCUGCAGAAGACCACUGUCCAUACAGUAAAUAUCUAUAUCUGCUGCAGAAGAUCACUGCCCAUACAGUAAAUAUCUAUAUCUGCUGCAGAAGGUCACUGUCCAUACAGUAAAUAUCUAUAUCUGCUGCAGAAGAUCACUGCCCAUACAGUAAAUAUAUAUAUCUGCUGCAGAAGGUCACUGUCCAUACAGUAAAUAUCUAUAUCUGCUGCAGAAGAUCACUGCCCAUACAGUAAAUAUAUAUAUCUGCUGCAGAAGACCACUGUCCAUACAGUACAUAUCUAUAUCUGCUGCAGAAGGUCACUGUCCAUACAGUAAAUAUAUAUAUCUGCUGCAGAAGACCACUGCCCAUACAGUAAAUAUCUAUAUAUGCUGCAGAAGACCACUGUCCAUACAGUAAAUAUCUAUAUCUGCUGCAGAAGACCACUUCCAUACAGUAAAUAUAUAUAUCUGCUGCAGAAGAUCACUGUCCAUACAGUAAAUAUAUAUAUCUGCUGCAGAAGAUCACUGUCCAUACAGUAAAUAUCUAUAUCUGCUGCAGAAGAUCACUGCCCAUACAGUAAAUAUAUAUAUCUGCUGCAGAAGAUCACUGCCCAUACAGUAAAUAUCUAUAUCUGCUGCAGAAGAUCACUGCCCAUACAGUAAAUAUAUAUAUCUGCUGCAGAAGAUCACUGUCCAUACAGUAAAUAUCUAUAUCUGCUGCAGAAGGUCACUGUCCAUACAGUAAAUAUAUAUAUCUGCUGCAGAAGACCACUGCCCAUACAGUAAAUAUCUAUAUCUGCUGCAGAAGACCACUGUCCAUACAGUAAAUAUCUAUAUCUGCUGCAGAAGACCACUUCCAUACAGUAAAUAUAUAUAUCUGCUGCAGAAGAUCACUGUCCAUACAGUAAAUAUAUAUAUCUGCUGCAGAAGCUCACUGUCCAUACAGUAAAUAUCUAUAUCUGCUGCAGAAGAUCACUGCCCAUACAGUAAAUAUAUAUAUCUGCUGCAGAAGAUCACUGCCCAUACAGUAAAUAUCUAUAUCUGCUGCAGAAGAUCACUGCCCAUACAGUAAAUAUCUAUAUCUGCUGCAGAAGACCACUGUCCAUACAGUAAAUAUAUAUAUCUGCUGCAGCCUAAACAGGCCUCAUUGUCUUCAUGUGAUUCCACUCCCACUGUGUUGCUGUAGAUGCUGGGCGUGCAAGGUGCCAGUCAGGAGUGCCCUGGGGAGAACGCCAGGCAGCUGGCCAGGGUGGUGUGCGGCACGGUGCUGGCAGGAGAGCUGUCCCUCAUGGCUGCCCUCGCCGCCGGGCACCUCGUCAAGAGUCACAUGACCCACAACAGGUGAGUGUUCAGGGAUAGUGUGACGAGCAGUGGAAUAUUUGUGGAAAUGUAGGGAUACAAAUGGUUUUAAUUGAAGAAGAAAAAAGCUACUCAGAUCUCCACUCUAUAUAGCUUAAAUGUAUAGAUAGAUUCUUGUCGUGUUUAUUCUGUCGUGUUUGUUCAUUAUUUUCUACAGGUCCAAGGUAAACCUGCAAGAAACAACCCCAGGCACCUGUACCAAGAAGGCAUCU